AUGAGCACUCAUCUUUAUGGAACGAAGUAUGGUCCAACUGAUACACAAAUUAAAACAUGGUCUGUUCAACGAACACUGGAUCCGCUAGUUGCUCAGGUCACUUCAUUAAUAUCUGAUCAGCCAUCGAAUACAAAGAAGGGUCGAUCGAAACAAGCACAUCUACUUGUUAGAAACGUUAUCCAGGCAACGGAAAAUUUUAUUAAGAAAUCUAAUGAAAUCGCUCAUGAAAAUCCUGAAAUGCGCAAUGAUCUAUUACAAAGUAUGGAAGAAGUUAAACAAUCAGGAGAUGAAAUGGCUGUUCUAUCGAAAGAGUUUGCCGAUGAUCCGUGCUCAAAGCCGAAACGUCAACAGAUGAUUGUUGCCGCACGCGCGUUAUUGACAUCAGUGACCCGCUUGUUAAUCUUAGCUGAUCUUGUUGAUGUACAAAUGAUUUUGCGGUCAAUACGCUUGGUGGAAGAUGAUUUGCAACAUAUCCAUGACGCAUCCAACCAAGACGAACUCGUUCACUAUUACAAACAAUAUGGGAAAGAUAUUGUUGAUUUGAGUCAACAUGCACAACGGCGACAACAGGAUUUGGUUGAUCGUGUGGAACAAGAAAGUCUAGCUGCUGCUCGCGGUACGAUAAAGCGUACGUCGAUAAUGUUGUUAACAGCAUCAAAAACUUAUUUACGUCAUCCUGAAAUUCCUUAUGCACGCGAAAAUCGAGAUUUUGUUUACAAUCAAGUGCGUGACGCUGUCGGAGUAAUCUCCUCCGUAAUCCAAGGACGACCAGUACCACCAACUCAAACACUAAAAUUAGAUUCGUCAUUAAACGCAGUAGGAGAUUUGACUCGAGCACUCAAUGAAUUCGACCGUCUGAUCAUGAUAAAACCGCAAAAAUUCAAUGAACAAGUCAUUCGACCGCAAUUGGAAGAACGCUUAGAAAGUAUCAUAUCGGGUGCAGCAUUAUUAGCUGAUUCAUUAUCGACACGCGAAGACCGUCGUGAUCGUAUUGUACACGAAUGUAAUGCUGUACGACAAGCUCUCCAAGAUUUACUCGACGAAUAUAUUCAAUUUUCACGAAAAAAAAGUUCGGAAGAUCAUGUUAAUGCAAAAAUUCAAGCAAUGCAAAUAAAGACACGUGACCUCCGGAAACAGCUUCGCAAAGCAGUUGUUGACCAUGUCAGUGACACAUUCGUAGCAACAAAUGUUCCACUGCACGCAUUGAUCGAUGCAGCACGACGAGGUAAUCCCCAAAUGUUGGAAGAGGCGGCACAAAUUUUUAUGGAACAUGCAAACAAAUUGAUCGAAGUUGCUAAUGUCGCUUGUUCAAUCUCGGAGCAAGUCGAAGGCAUCAAAUUAGUUCGUCUAGCUGCUAUGGAAAUUCAGCAUUUAUCACCUCAGGUUGUCAAUGCUGCUCGCACGCUCUGUGCGCGAUCAACAUCCAAAGUUGCAUUGGAAAAUAUGGAUGUUUUCCGUGAUACAUGGGAAAAACAUGUUCGAUUGUUAACAGAAGCAGUCGAUGAAAUCACUACUAUUGAAGACUUUCUUGCUGUAUCAGAAAAUCAUAUUCUUGAAGACAUUAAUCUAUGUAUUCAGGCCAUGGUUGAAAAGAAUCCAGAUCGUAUUGAUCGCACAGCAGGGGCAAUUCGUGGACGAGCAGGACGUGUAAUUGACGUUGUUACAUCCGAAAUGGAAAAGUAUGAACCAGGAGAAUAUACUGAAGGUGUCAUGGAAAGCAUUCGAGUUCUUCGCGAUCAAAUCACGCCUAGUUUUGCUGAUCGCGUCAAAAUGGCUAUUGAUACACUUUGUUCAAGAUCAGGUCAUGAUGAUGGCAAAUUUGAAUUAGCCGAACAAGAAUUAAUUGAAGCAUCGAGCAGCGUUUAUCAUGGCAUUCGAGAUGUUCGUAAUAGUGUUCUGAUGAAUCCGGAUCUGGAAUGGCCAAGUGAUGAUGAAGAUGGAGGAAAUGAAGAUGUUUAUGCCCAAUCUCAAACAUCAAGUCAUGGACCAUCAUCCGAUAGUCAACAAGUUGAUUAUGACAUGUAUUCAGGCAAUAACGACAAUCCAAGUCGAGAUAUGAUGAGACGAUUACCAAAAGAAGAACGCGAACAAAUCGAAUUACAAGUAGAAGGUUUUAAGAAGACUAAACGCGACUUCGAACGUGAAGUGCUAAAAUGGGACGAUCGUGGUAAUGAUAUCAUCGUUCUCGCAAAGAAAAUGUGCAUGAUCAUGAUGGAAAUGACUGAUUUUACCCGUGGUCGUGGACCAUUACGUACAACUAUGGAUGUCAUCAAUGCUGCUAAAAUGAUAUCUGAAUGUGGAUCAAAACUGAAUAAACUUGCUAAAGAUAUUGCUGCUCAAUGUGUCGAAUCUCAAUCCAAAGCUGAUCUUCUUGCUUAUGUUGAUCGUAUCACAUUAUAUUGUCAUCAAUUAGAUAUAACUAGUAAAGUAAAAGCUGAUGUGCAGAAUAUUAGUGGUGAACUCAUCGUCAGCGGUCUCGAUAGCGCCACAUCAUUGAUCACAUCAGCGAAAAAUCUAAUGAAUGCUGUUGUUCUCACUGUUAAAGCGUCAUACAUUGUCUCGACCAAAUAUCGUAAUAAAACAGGCAACAAAGAGCCGGUUGUUCAAUGGAAAAUGCGUUUGCCUGAAAAGAAGUCACUGGUAUUCUCAGAUCGACAAACAGAAUCUCAAACAGGUGCGAAAAAGAGUAUUGUGAAGAAACGCCUCGAACCUUUACAUGUUCUAAGUGAAUUUGAAAAUUAA
This is a messenger RNA of Adineta ricciae, 2742 nucleotides long. The record is from the annotation of a GenBank genome assembly. NCBI's taxonomy places the organism in Eukaryota, Metazoa, Rotifera, Eurotatoria, Adinetida, Adinetidae.